Molecule: messenger RNA, 2625 nt
Organism: Biomphalaria glabrata
Lineage: Eukaryota; Metazoa; Mollusca; Gastropoda; Planorbidae
Product: exonuclease 3'-5' domain-containing protein 2-like
Exons: 12
Coding region: 674-2512 (612 amino acids)
Biological process (GO): nucleobase-containing compound metabolic process
Cellular component (GO): nucleus; cytoplasm
Molecular function (GO): 3'-5' exonuclease activity; nucleic acid binding
Source: RefSeq, a predicted model, not a curated record
UGCUUUGUGCGAGCUUUAUCAAUGGCUUUGGACAUUGGGGACUUCUUGGCAGCCUUAUUGAUCUUAGCAAAAUAUUUGUUUCCACAAGAUGGCAAUUUUCUUCUUUGAUGAAAUGGUUACCCCACUGGGUGAAGAUAAUGGGGUUGCUGUUUUCGUACGCCCAGCAUUUUCAAGAUUCCUCAGAAGACUCCAGGCCUUAGAGCUAUCCCUUAGGUUUAACCUUGCACAGGUGUUGGUCCAACGUUCUCGUUUUUCCCUGUUAACAGAUGUUUUGACUUGUAGGCUGAGUCUGUUGUAUUUCUGCCUGAGUGUUGGAUUGUUUGGGUUCUUUUGGACCUUUUUGUAUGCCCUUCUCUGAGCAAUAACAAGUUUGUUGAUUUCAGCUGUCCAAAAGUUUUUGAAUUUUUUACAAGGGUAAGUUCGAGGAAUAAACUUUUUAGCCAUGCCCAGGAUAGCUGUUGUUAUUUGACAGUACACAAGGUCGACAGAGCUAGACUCUACAUGGAUCUUUUCAAGGGCAUUGUCGACAGCUGUCUCGUAUCCUUUCCAAUUAGCCUUACUAUAGCACCACUUUCGUGGUUCUUUAGUGGUCUUGGUGUUCAUUUUAGAAAGAGUGGCAGUCAGUAAUAUUGGAAGGUGGUCACUACCAAUAUCGCCUAGUACUUGAUAAGUUAUGACAGAUUCCAAGUUAGAAGAGACUAAAGAAAGAUCUGGUCGUGAUAGUGAACCAUUGCUAGCAUGCAGAAGAGUAGGACGAGAGUGUUUAUUUUGCAAAAAAAAAAAGCCAUUGAUAAAGCUCGCAAAGCUGAGGAAAAAAGCUGCUUGUAUUGCUUCAUGGAUUGCUUGGAAAUAUAUGAAAAGGAGAAAAAAGAAUGUUUUCAAACCUUACAAUCUGUGUAGAUCUAUUUAUGUUGUAAAAACGUCACAGGAAUGGGAUGAAGUAUACAUACAACUAUUGAACGAUUUGCAACAUGCCAAGGUGAUUGGUUUGGACUGUGAAUGGGUUCACAAAAAUAAAGUUGCCUUACUUCAGCUGGCUUCUGCAACAGACACUUGCAUUCUUGUCUGUAUGAACAAACUCUUCCCAUCAUUACCAGAAUCUCUUAGAGCUCUCUUAGCAGAUAAAAGCAUACUUAAAGUUGGCGUUGCUGUUGUUGAUGAUGGUAAAAGGUUAGAGAAAGACUAUGGAUUGAAAGUCAACGGUUGUGUAGAUCUAAGGCAUGUAUUGAAGAGAAUCAGGCAACACUUCAUUUGUCAAUCUAAAGGUCUGCAAGGUCUUGCCAGAGGAGUUCUAGGUGUUGACAUUGUCAAAACUAAAAGUAUUCGAUGUGGAAACUGGGAAACAGAAAAAUUGUCAGAAGAACAGGUUCAUUAUGCUGCAACUGAUGCUGCAGUUGCUAUUGACAUCUUUCUUGCAAUGGUGAAUAAAAAAAUGAAGCAUUCUUUAUUGAACUGUAUGGAGGCGAAGUCCAAGUUUUAUGGUGAAAGUCAAAAGAUAGUACAGGACCAGCCAAAUGAGCAACCUUAUGAUGCAUCAUCAGUUUUAUUUAACAAUAAAUCAGAAGUAAACUUUUGGAAACUAGCAUUCAGUAUGUGUCAAGGUCUCAUAGAUUGUUCCUAUUCUGGCAGAAUCCAUCAUGCUGGUGAUUUGUCAACAAGGCCGAGACAAAUCAAUAGGAAUAAAGUAAAGAGCAAUAGUUAUAGCACACGUCAAAGACCACUUUGGGAUAAUUGUAAACUAGAAGCACCAGACGGAGCACUGCUGUGUACUUGUGAUACGAAGAAAGCUCAGUGGUAUCUGGACAAUAAACUUGGUGAUGCUGUUUGUGAGGAUCCCUUAACUGUGCGUCUGCGCUUUGAGCCGGCUAACCGACCGCAGUCAGAUAGAAAUUACUACCUCCAGGAGAAAGAGAAUUUGUGUGUGGUGUGUGGACAUGAUAAAGAUUAUGUGCGAAAGUAUAUAGUCCCAUCUGAAUAUAGAAAGUAUCUACCUGAACAGUUAAAGGACCACAGUUCUCAUGAUGUGUUACUACUGUGUACAGAUUGUCAUAGAAAAAGCUGUGACUCUGAUAUCAUUUUGCGCAUGCAGUUGGCUCAAGAAUGUAAUGCACCAUUAGAGUCUGGUUCAUCUGCUAAAGUUGUGCUUGACCAUGACCUUCAAAAAGUUCGAUCAGCUGCAAGAGCCUUGAAGGCCAACAGAAAGACAAUCCCAGAGAAAAGAGUUCAUGAGCUUGAAGAAAUACUGAAAAUGUUUUAUGGGGUUGGCACAAUAAGUCAAGAUGUAUUAGAACAAGCCACUAGCAUAGAUGCAAGAUUCAACCGUGAAGAUUACAUCCCUCAUGGCAAGAAAGUUGUGGAACAUGUCAAAAAAACUAAAGACCUUUUAUCCUUCCAAGCCAGAUGGCGCCAACAUUUUCUGGAUACCAUGAAGCCACAAUUCCUGCCAGCCUUUUGGUCUGUAGAUUAUGUACCUGAAUGUUGGAUCCACCAGAAACCCCAGACAUGCAGUUGAAAGUCAUGGAUUUAUUUUAUUCUCCAGGGCAACAAAAUGUAUUUAUUCACAUUGCACACAAUUUAACAAAAGAAAAUUGUAACAAAAAAUUAAAAGAACAUUUUUAAAACUUG